Molecule: messenger RNA, 2376 nt
Organism: Pungitius pungitius (ninespine stickleback)
Lineage: Eukaryota; Metazoa; Chordata; Actinopteri; Perciformes; Gasterosteidae
Gene: tmem203
Product: transmembrane protein 203
Exons: 2
Coding region: 400-816 (138 amino acids)
Biological process (GO): intracellular calcium ion homeostasis
Cellular component (GO): endoplasmic reticulum
Source: RefSeq, a predicted model, not a curated record
UCGGAAUUACUCGUCUCGCGACAUUUCCCAGGAGGAAAAGCAGCUACGAUGCUAAUGGUUUGAUAGCUUUGUGAUAUGGACAGUUUCACCAUCGGCUGGAUGGAGAAGGAAACACCUGACUGUUAUUAAGGAAGGGUUUCCAGAGAUUGGGAGCACUUCCUGCCAUCAAAUUCCAGAUCAUCGCCGUCGUCAUCAUCAUCAUCAUCAUCAUCAGGAUGGAUUUGAAGAUGUAGCCAAGAGUGCAGUGGGUCACCUUUGCAGCACCUCACCAAUCCUGAGUAAUCAGUAACUUCUUGCUGCGAUCUGGAGCCCUUUGCACCCUAACCCCGGCUGCCUUGUGCGCUACUCUUCCACCGUCAGUCAGUCCGCAGCUGGUAGAAGACCCAUCCGUCCUCCGUUAUGCUGUUCUCCUUGAAGGAACUGGUCCAGUGGCUGGGCUUUGCCACCUUUGAACUCUUUCUCCACCUGCUAGCUUUUCUGGUCUUCAGCAUGCUGGUCGCUCUGCGAGCUGACAUGUUCACGCCCGCACUGAGCUGGUGGGUGGUGUUUGUCCCGCUGUUUGCUGCCGAUGGCCUCAGCACCUACUUCACGGCCAUCGUGUCGAUCCGGCUCUACCAGGAGAAUGAGAAGCGCCUUGCAGUGCUGCGGCUCCUCUGGGUGCUGACGGUGCUCAGCCUGAAGCUGGUGUGCGAGGUGCUGCUGUGCCAGAAGCUGGCGCAGCAGGAGCAAGCCAGAGACCUGUGGUAUGGCCUCAUCGUCUCGCCGCUGUUCAUCCUGCUGCAGCUGCUGAUGAUACGAGCGUGCCGCGUCAACUGAGGAGAGGCCGUUCGUUAGUUCGCAUCACCGACCACACAGGAAGAAAGAGCAAUCGUCAUCUGCCAUUAGAGAUUUAAAGCAUAACAAUGGCGUCAAUUAUCUUUUGGCUGCUUUUUCUACACGUAAAAGAAGAAAAGCCACAAAGCAGGUUUUCAUUCACGUUUGCUUGUCCAAAAAGAGUUUGUACAUAUUUGUGUUUCCAAUAGCUACGAAAUGGACACAAGUCCGUCCUUGCUUGAGUUAUAGUGCAGUAUUUCUCUUCCCUGGAAAAUGGAGGAUAUUGUAUAGCAGCACCAUAAGUUCUCAAUGAGAUUGAUGGGGGGGGGGCAAUGAAUAUGUAUACAAGUCAUUGUUUUUCUGAGUCCCUAUACACCAGGGUGGUUUGCUGGUCUUUUUUUUAUACUUUUAGGAAUACGAAGAGUCACCAGUACAUGUGUAUUUGUCAUGGUGUGCCUUUUACACAGUGCAAUCAAUGUUAAACAAUGGGCCAUGAGGACAAUGUAUACCAGAGUUAUGUUUUAUUGCACAUGUGCACAAUUUAAAUAACAGUUGAAACUUAAAGGCUGCAAUGCCCUAGCCACUCUUUUUGGACAACUGUCUUGGGUGACAGCUGAAGAGAUGCACCAAAAAUAUGCUUUUUUCCUCCCAGAGCAAACCAUUGCUUGCAACACAAUAUGGUUCGGUUUAUUAUCGUGUGUCUUACUUUGUUGCCUGUUUCAAGAAGUGUCGCUCACCACCGCACUCCCCUCCCCACAAGUUGCCUCGCUUGUCCAUUUCAUCAAGGAGAACAGUCUGAAGAGCAAUAAACUGGCUCUGAAACUUCUGCUCACAGUCUCACAUCCACGUAGGAGAACUGAAUGUGAUUUCUGCUGAUCAGUCAGUUGUGUACACGUCUUCUUUGUGUAUUGCUAUUUAUUUGUACAAUAUGUAAUAUAUUUGAUCUGAGUUUGAUCCUACCUUGUGACUGUAAUGGCUGUAUGAUUGGUCUCAUUUUAAGGUAAUUUGCCAUUGUCAAUUAUGUGUUAUAUGUUGAUUUUGGAAAGAAAUUGACUAAAUCUUAUUUAUGUUCUUAAUGUUCUUUUUAUUGCACCCUUAUUGUCCUGUGUAUAUACUUGUGAAUAAACCAUAAACAUUUAUCCGAUGUCGUCCAGUGUGUAAACAUCGAGUCUGUCGAUAGGCUUUAGUCUACCUGGCCGCCAGGAGGCGCUACUGGACUUUUAAAAUAUGUAGCACAAUACUUGUAUGUUUUAAACGUAAGUCAAAUUUGCAAAAUACCUUUUCGGAAGGAGAUGACGUUUGAAAAGAAAAUAUUAUUUUCCUGACUGUUUUACAGUAAAUUCAACAGGGGGUGUAAAUCAGUCUUCAGACUGCAAACAGAUGCAUCACACUGCAUAUCCUUCACUUAUAUCUUAAUUUUUUGUCGAGCAUUAACAGCUUUAUUGUUGCAUAUGUUUGCUCGUUAUGUGAUGGAUUGUGUCUUAAAUUAAUGCCAUUGAAUGUAUUUGCCAUUUCAUGUUACAGUUCUUAAAAUAUUACCGCCAAUGAAGAUGAUAAUAAAUC